This is a messenger RNA of Panonychus citri (citrus red mite), 1066 nucleotides long. Its product is annotated as protein rtoA-like. The transcript is spliced from 3 exons. The record is from RefSeq and is a predicted model, not a curated record. Lineage: Eukaryota; Metazoa; Arthropoda; Arachnida; Trombidiformes; Tetranychidae. The coding region runs from base 271 to 987 and encodes 238 amino acids.
UACUCGCUUCUUGAUUGGUUUUGAUACAAAUGAAAAAAUUGCACAUCAUUCUAGUUGAUUUAAUUGUCAUAAUUGUUAAUUUUCAUGGACGAUAAUCAUCAGAAAGAGAUAAACAUUUCUCAAGGAAAUUGUUGACCAAAUUAAUUAAUUCACACCAAUGAAUUUGCUUAAAUAUUGGUCCGAAUUUCAUUUUGAUUCAGUUGUAGUUUACAAUUCCAAUCACUGAAGAUUAAUUUGCUUUACGUUUUCAAAUUACAAUCAAUUUAAGUAAUGGAUACACUCUGGUUAAUUUAUUUAAUUUCUGCCUUUUAUAUGAUUGAUGUUCCAGUUAAUUGUUUACCGAUUCCAAUGGACCAAAUAGGAAUAAUCAAUAAUACAAUUACUUCCAAUAGUUUCUUAUCACCUGAUUUCUCUAGAUUAUUAUUCCCUCAAGUGAAUACUGAUUUAUUUCGUUGGUGGUUUUCCAGUCAAUUAGCUCCAACACCUUAUACAAGACAAUCAAAUUAUCGCAAUGAAAAUAGAACCAAUUUAAAUUCAAUCGGUAAUAACAAGAAUUUUGGACGACAAUAUGGUUCGAACAAUUUAAAUGGUGACAUGUUCGGUGAUUACAAUGGAGCAAAUGAAGGUGAUGACUUUUUCUCACAAAUAUUUUCCUUCCUAUUCGGAUCUCCAUCUUCUGGCGGCGGUGGUAAUAGUGGUCAUUAUGGUCCAAGUAAUGGUGGAGUAGAUGAACAAGGCCGAAGUGAGGUUAAUAUUAAUUCAGGUUCGAAUUCGGGGUCAGGAUCAAAUUCUGGUGCAAAUUCUGGUUCAAGUUCUGGUUCAAACUCUGGUAGUUUUGGAAUGACCCAACAAGAGUGGUCUCAAUAUUUACAACUGAUUCAAGCCUUAGCUCAAGACGGUGACAGUGGAGGCGGUGGAGGUGGAGGUCUCGGUGAUGCUGGACAAUUAAUUAAUAUGGCAAUGAGUGCGAUAGGUGGAGGGUUUUAACAAUGUACAAAGAAAAUAAGUUUUGUAAUUAUGCAAAAAAUGAAAUUUCAUAAAUAAAUGUUGAUAUUCUUAAAAAAAG